CGAUGUGGAAACCCUAGGAAAUCAACAUAUUGGGGCGGGGUGGGGUUGGUUUUCCUGCUUCGACGAGGUGGAAGAGGGGAAAGGCUACGUUUCCUGUGAAUUUCGGCUCUCUCUCUCUCUUCAUCUCCUUCUGUUUUCUUUGUUGCUCAAACUCUCUUACAUAAUCUGAGAUUUAAAAUCUUAAAAUGGAGAUUAUCUUCGAACAGCAGUCUGAUAUCUAAGCUGCGAGAAUUCUCUCUCCAUUUUUGUGCCUGGAGGCAUCAUCCUUUUGAUGAUCACUUGAUUCUCUUUCUCAUGCUAGUCUCUUAAUUAGCUACUUACAUCUAUUCCCUUUAGAAAAAUUAAUCAUUCACUUUCAACUCCUACAAUUCAUAUCUCAUGGCCAAGUUUGAAUCAAGAUUCUCACUCAUGAACUCCUGCUGCCCUUUCAUUUUGUUUCUCCCUCCCAAUAUCUGUAUACCUUUGUCUACAAAUAUUCCUGGAUUCUGCUUCCGCCACAGUCUUUUACAAGCUCACAUUAGGUACUUGAGAUGCCGAGAGGAAGGAGCUCAGCUGUGGCUUCAAAGCCUGUUGAAGAAGAACCAGAGGAGCAGGUGGAUCUUGGUGCAGAAGAGGUUAUAGAGGAGGAGGAAGUUGAAUAUGAAGAAGUAGAAGAAGAAGUGGAGGAAGAGGAGGAGGUGGAGGAAGAGGAAGACGAAGAGAUUGAAGAAGAGCAAGAAGAGGAGGACGAAGAGCAAGAGCAAGAUGCUGCUAUCUCUAUUGGGAAUGAUGCAGAAGACCACAAUGUUGAUGAAGCAGAAGACAUGAAGACUGAUGAAGAUGAUUCUGGUGAACGUGAGAAGCAUGCAGAACUUGUUGCACUUCCUCCUCAUGGUUCAGAAGUUUAUGUAGGUGGCAUUCCAAAGGAUGCAAAUGAAGAGGAUUUGAGAGGCAUUUGCGAGCCUAUUGGUGAAGUUACAGAGGUCAGGAUUAUGAAGGGGAAAGACUCUAACGAGAACAAGGGUUAUGCUUUUGUGACAUUCAGAACCAAGGAAUUGGCUCAGAAAGCUAUUGAAGAACUUAAUAAUACAGAAAUUAAGGGAAGGAAACUGAAAUUUUCAUCAUCUCAAGCAAAACAUCGGCUGUUCAUUGGUAAUGUUCCAAAGAACUGGGGAGAAGAGGACUUGAAUAAAGUAGUAACUGAUGUUGGUCCUGGAAUAGUUGGUAUUGAACUGUUGAAGGACCCGCAAAACUCCAGUCGAAAUCGCGGAUUUGCUUUCAUUGAAUAUUACAAUCACGCAUGUGCUGACUAUUCCAAGCAAAAGAUGUCAAACCCUCAAUUUAAGCUUGAUGGGAAUGCACCAACCAUUAGCUGGGCAGACCCUAAGAACAGCUCUGACAAUGCAGCUUCGGCUCAGGUGAAGGCAAUUUAUGUAAAAAAUCUGCCAAAAGGUGUUACUCAAGAACAGCUAAAGGAGUUAUUUGAACACCACGGUGAAAUCACGAAGGUUGUCUUGCCUCCUACUAAACCUGGACAUGAGAAUAGCGGUUUUGGCUUUAUUCAUUUUGCUGAGAGAUCGAGCGCAAUGAAAGCUCUCAAAAAUACUGAAAAAUAUGAACUUAAUGGCCAAGUUCUUGAAUGUUCACUUGCAAAGCCUCAGGCAGACAAAAAGUCAGAUGGCCCUUCAAACACACAGAAAAGUGGACUCAUCUCCAAUUACCCCCGUGUUGGUUAUGGUGUGGUAGGUGGCAUGUAUGGUGCCCUGGGUGCUUCUGGGUAUGGAGCUGGCUUUGCACAGCCUAUGAUCUACGGUAGGGGCCCUACACCAGCAGGCAUGACCAUGGUGCCGAUGUUACUGCCUGAUGGACGAAUUGGAUAUGUCUUGCAACAACCUCCGGUUGCUGCGUCCACUUCACUGCAAAGAGGGGGUCGGAGUGGUGGUGGUGCUGGGAGUAGCGGGAGAUCAAGUGGUGGCAAGAACAGUGGAGGGGACAACCGUGGGCGUAGGUAUCGCCCUUACUGAUUCUCUGUCAAAGCACAUCGACUGUCAGAGAAGAUAAAAAACUAUAUCUCCUGCGUUCUGGUGAUCAUGAAGGUUGUGUUGGAUAUGUACUAGAUUCCGGGUUACAUGAAAUGGUACUGCCCUCGAACUGGGGCAGUUGCUAUGCUUCUCUUUGGGCCCUGCAGUAUUCCUACAUUUGGUGUAUACCUGCUUCAAAGAGUUAAAAAAAGAAAAGAAAACGUAGUGUAUUUAAGUUGAAUUCGUUUGGGCUCUUCAAUUUGUUCGGUCUCCCAUUCCACCGUCUUCAAUUGUACCGUACGGGUUAAAUGUUCUCCAGUUGUUGAUAAUUGGAGCAAUCCGAAAUGCUCCUCUUCCUGUCAGGACGUCGUUCUGCAUAUUUGGUCGUUGUGGAUGGUUUUUGGUAUGCCAAUCAACCAUGUUUCUCCGUCAGUCAUUUUCUUAAUCUAGCACUAUUAUGUAACCCUUGUGCACCAUUCGGAGCACCGAGGCCGAUGUAUUGACCAUGGUCAAGUGAUUAAUAUAUUAAUCUUUAGGA
Nymphaea colorata (pocket water lily) is the source of this 2538-nucleotide messenger RNA. RefSeq names its product heterogeneous nuclear ribonucleoprotein Q. The transcript has 9 exons. The record is from RefSeq and is a predicted model, not a curated record. Gene Ontology annotation, cellular component: nucleus. Lineage: Eukaryota; Viridiplantae; Streptophyta; Magnoliopsida; Nymphaeales; Nymphaeaceae. The coding region runs from base 531 to 2003 and encodes 490 amino acids. Gene Ontology annotation, molecular function: mRNA binding.